UAUUGUUGCGAAGUGUUGCAGAACAGAAGAGAGGCGUCAACUGCCGUCAGGGGGAACCGGACCGGUCGAUUCACCUGCAGCAUCACUUUUUUUUUCAAACAAAAAGGGGAAAAUCAACUCGUUUUUAUUGUUUGGACACUGACCGUCGGCAGGCCAACGAAAUGGAUAUUAAUGCUGCAAAUUCGGAGAAAUCCCAUCUGAUAGACGACAAGAAUGCGAAGAUGUAUUCCCUCAAGCUGCAAAGCUCCGGUCCAGACUCAAAAGGGCAAUACGCGGACUUCCCUUUUAAGAACGGGGGGUCGGGUGCCAUUGAGUUGAAACGACGCGUUGGUACACACUGCCAUGGCUCCAAAGCUGCGGUCUGCGAGGAAACAGGGGACAAGCUGUUGGCGAAGAGGAAACUUUACAUUGCUUCAGCAAUCUGCCUUGUGUUUAUGGUUGGCGAGGUCAUAGGAGGCUACAUGGCCCACAGUCUUGCCAUCAUGACUGAUGCAGCCCACCUCCUGACAGACUUCGGCAGCAUGAUGGUGAGCCUGUUCUCACUGUGGAUUUCCUCCAGGCCUCCCACCAAAACCAUGAACUUCGGUUGGCACAGAUCAGAGAUCCUUGGAGCACUCAUCUCAGUGAUGUCCAUCUGGAUUGUAACAGGAGCUCUGGUAUAUUUAGCCAUUGAGAGGAUUGUACGCAACGACUAUGAGAUAGAGGGCCAUGUAAUGUUAGUCACCUCCGGAUGUGCUGUCAUUGUAAAUAUUGUUAUGGCCUAUAUUCUCCAUCACUCCACCAGUGUCCACCCUCACGGCAGUGGCUACCAUCAGAUUGAUGAAAAUGGUCAGAGCCCCAUUGGUCACGGUCACACCCACGCGCUCCUCGGUGACCAUGGUAAUGCAAGUAUCCGCGCUGCCUUCAUCCAUGUGGUUGGAGACCUUCUGCAGAGUGUUGGCGUUAUGGUGGCAGCAAUCAUCAUCUACUUUCGGCCUGACUGCAAAGUUGCUGAUCCCAUCUGCACGUUCCUGUUUUCUGUCUUUGUCCUUUGCACCACGGUCACCAUCCUCAGAGAUGUUUUUAGGAUACUCAUGGAAGGGUCUCCUAGAGCAAUUGAAUUUAACGCUGUAAAGGAGGUGCUGCUGUCUGUAAAAGCUGUGAAGUCCUUGCACUGUCUGCACCUUUGGGCUCUGACUCUGGGCCAAGCAUUGAUUUCUGUUCAUCUGGCCAUAGCUGAGGGGGCUGACCCUCAGCUAGUGUUGCAGGAGGCCACGGAUCUCCUCCACACCAAGUUCAAUUUCUACAGUGUCACCAUCCAGGUUGAAAUCUACUCAGAAGACAUGAGCCUCUGCUCUCGCUGCCAGGACCCUAGUGACUGAUACUUGACCUAACAGGAAAUGGACCCGCUCAGACACAUUCUCACUAUAUAUUCUUUGGCUGGGCAGGAUCCUCCGUGAGCUUCACCUUCCUGGUGAAAAACUAAAAAGGGUUUUUGGUAUACUGUUGCAUUUUCACAAAGUCACAAGGAAUUACACAACAAAAUCAUUCAUGUGUGCUGAGCGCCGAUGCUAAGGCUCCAUGCUAACCUAUAAAUAGGUUAUAUCCUAUAAAUAAUGCUACAU
Cololabis saira (Pacific saury) is the source of this 1604-nucleotide messenger RNA. RefSeq names its product solute carrier family 30 member 2 (gene slc30a2). Gene Ontology annotation, molecular function: zinc ion transmembrane transporter activity. NCBI's taxonomy places the organism in Eukaryota, Metazoa, Chordata, Actinopteri, Beloniformes, Belonidae. The transcript has 8 exons. The coding region runs from base 162 to 1361 and encodes 399 amino acids. The record is from RefSeq and is a predicted model, not a curated record. Gene Ontology annotation, cellular component: plasma membrane. Gene Ontology annotation, biological process: response to zinc ion; zinc ion transmembrane transport.